This is a messenger RNA of Budorcas taxicolor (takin), 1798 nucleotides long. RefSeq names its product zinc finger protein 248-like. Gene Ontology annotation, biological process: regulation of DNA-templated transcription. The transcript has 5 exons. The record is from RefSeq and is a predicted model, not a curated record. NCBI's taxonomy places the organism in Eukaryota, Metazoa, Chordata, Mammalia, Artiodactyla, Bovidae. Bases 71 to 1798 code for a protein of 575 amino acids.
AAACAAUCCCUGGCCUCCAGGUCCACGGGCGAGGGAGCUGCGGCUCUCCCUCCUCCACUAAGAGUGAAAAAUGAACAAAUCCCAGGAGCAAGUGUCAUUCAAAGAUGUAUGUGUGGACUUCACCCAGGAAGAGUGGUACCUGCUGGAUCCUGCUCAGAAGAUAUUAUACAGAGAUGUGAUCCUAGAAAAUUAUAGCCACCUUGUCUCAGUAGGGAAUUGUAUUACUAAGCCAGAAGUGAUCUUCAAGAUCGAGCAAGGAGAAGAGCCUUGGAUACUAGAGGAGAGAUUCCCAAAACAGUGCCGCUCAGAAGACUGGAAAGUUGAUGACCUAAUAGAGAGCACCCAGGAAAAUCAAGAUGAACAUUUUUGGCAACUUGCUUUCACCAGCAACAAAACAUUAAGUACAGAUAGUGGUGACAGAGUAAGGAAAACUUUAAAUCUAGGUACAGACUCCAUUCCUUCAAGCAAUUUUCUAUAUAAAAUAUGUGAUUCAUGUGAAGUGAGUUUGAAAAAUAUUUCAGGCUUAAUUAUUAACAGAAAAAACUAUUCUAGAAAGAAGCCUGAUGAGUUUAAUGUAUAUGAGAAAUUGCUCCUUGAUAUUGGGCAUGACAAAACUCCUCCUGGAGGGAAAUCUUAUAAUCAAAAAAAGAAUGUCCUCAAUCAUGAACAGGAUCUCACUCAGUCAAUUUUUGACCAGCCUUUUGAGUAUAAUGAAAAUGGAAGAGGCAAACAUGGAGAGGCAGCCUUUUUCACAAAUAAGAAAGUUCAGAUAGGAGAGACACACUGUAAAUAUAAUGAAUGUGGAAGAACCUUCAUCCAAAGUUUCAAGCUCAGUUUAUCUCAGAGAACUCAUUUUGAAAUGGAGCCAUGUGAAUGCAGCAUUUGUGGUAAGUUCUUCUAUAUGGAUUUAAGAUUGGGACAUCAGAGAGCUCUUAUGGGGGACAAUCCUUAUGAAUAUAAUGAAUAUGGGCAAAUUUUCUGCGACAAUUCAGCUUUCGUUAUCCAUCAGGGAACUUACACAAGAAAGAUUCCCCAUGAAUAUAAAGUCAGUCACAAAACUUGGGAAAAGUCAGCUCUCUUUAAACAUCAGAUAGUACACAUGGGAAAACCUUAUGAGCACAAUGAAAAUGGAAAUACUUUCAACAAGAAGUCACAUCUCACCCAACUUCGAAGAGCUCACUCAGGAGAAAAAACUUUUGAGUGUGGUGAAUGUGGGAAAACAUUCUGGGAGAAGUCAAACCUCACUCAGCAUCAGAGAACACACACAGGAGAGAAACCCUAUGAAUGUACUGAAUGUGGGAAAUCCUUUUGUCAGAAACCACAUCUUACCAACCAUCAGCGAACACAUACAGGAGAAAAACCCUAUGAAUGUAAGCAGUGUGGGAAAACAUUCUGUGUGAAGUCAAACCUCACCGAACAUCAGAGAACACACACAGGGGAGAAACCCUAUGAAUGUAAUGCAUGUGGAAAAUCCUUCUGCCACAGGUCAGCCCUAACUGUACAUCAGAGAACACACACAGGAGAGAAACCCUUUAUAUGUAAUGAAUGUGGUAAAUCCUUCUGUGUGAAAUCAAACCUCAUUGUACAUCAAAGAACUCACACAGGAGAGAAACCCUACAAAUGUAAUGAGUGUGGGAAAACCUUCUGUGAGAAAUCAGCUCUCACUAAACAUCAGAGGACUCACACAGGGGAGAAACCCUAUGAAUGUAAUGGAUGUGGGAAAACCUUUAGUCAGAGGUCAGUACUCACUAAACAUCAGAGAAUUCACACAAGGGUGAAAGCUCUUUCAGCAUCCUGA